AAAGAAUCAUAAGUUUCGAUAGUAACUUAGCGAUCCUCGUGCUUACGGAAGCGUCCCAUCUCCAUGACAACCCAAGACAACCAGAAAGGUUUGGGACGGCCUGUGGAAUCACUGAAGCAUAUUGUUGUAUUUAGUGCUUUUGAACUGCAGUUACCACAUCAAGAUUCACCACGAUUCGUUUAUCCACAAAAAGCUCCCGGGAACCGUGUUUUUCAAGCUGUCAUCUCGCCCUACAGGGAUUCAAAGUGUCAGAAAUGGAAAGUCCUCGUGUUGGUGUGGUGAGAGAGUCCAUGCUGCAUCGUCCUCUAUUAAUUAAGCCAGCUCUUGGAAAGACCAAGUCGAGAGGUUUGUCCUAUCCGGGACCUGACUUUGUUUUUGGGACAGCGACCACAGUUCAGGAUGGAGGCGUGCCAGAGGCUAUCUCCAGCUGGCACUCUCACACUAUGUCUACCAGAAACAGGGAGGCUGAGAGGGAUUUUAUCGCCCUUAACCGAGAAGGGGUCAAGUCAGGCUUGGUUACUGCUAAGGAGCUGCACCAGUACCGAGCCACCCACGACAUUCGGCGCCAGCCGUUGACCAGAGAGGGGUUUCGCAGGUCUGCCCCAGCUCGCAUACCACCAGAUGCUUCGUUUGGAAUUACUAACAGAGCAUCCACCCCAAUCUCAGAGCUCAUGGAGUAUAAGUAUGCUCAAAAAUGGCUGGAAGAGCAGCAUGCCAAGGACAAAAUCCUGCAGGCCCAUCGGCAUAAGAAGGCUCAGCUUGGACGUAUACAGGAUACACGAACAACCAUGCUCCGCAAGAGUCGCCCCUUGCCUGAGCCCCCAUCCAUGUGGAAAAUGCCUCGAUUCCAGCAGGUGGGACCAGCUCUGGACACCUUUCGAGAUCCUGAAGCCCGGAAGAAAGCCAUGAGCGCCCACCACUCAGAGUCUGCAAGCAGGAGAGGGAUUCUGGGUCAAGGCACUUACAAGGUGGAUUAACAGAGCUAAAAUUAUUACAUCUCAGCGCCUCUGUGAAUUAGGCUUCUUCUUCAAGUAUUAAUCUUAAUAAAAAAAUGUGAUGUAAUUU
Messenger RNA from Cyprinus carpio (common carp), 1065 nucleotides. RefSeq names its product cilia and flagella associated protein 77 (gene cfap77). The record is from RefSeq and is a predicted model, not a curated record. Lineage: Eukaryota; Metazoa; Chordata; Actinopteri; Cypriniformes; Cyprinidae.